UGCAUGGCCCGAAAUCCGUUUCCCCCUGGUGCCCGCUGUUUCUCUCCUUUCGAAUGGGGCGCCUGUGUCCGGCCGCACCGCGGCGCCCGUAAUCUCCCUACGCUACAUAAGAUUCAUCGCGCUCGCCCUCGCUUUCUUUCCUCACUUCCCUCAAGCCAAUCUACGAGCUCAAGUCCUACCUGACCUUUCGGUCGUCCAAUCGUUUACCAACUUAUACUAUCAUUAAUAAUACCUCCCGCCAACCCACCAACCAACUCUCUCCUACCAACAAGUUCUAUUACUUAAUCAAUCAGCCAACAUGCGCUCCUUCAUUGCUGCUACUCUCUUCACCGCCGUCCUUGCGGCCCCGAGCUACGGCUCCGGCUACGGACAGCCCAACUAUGGUGCUGGCUACGGCACCGGUGAGGAGACUACCCCUGCCGUCUCCUACCCGGCUGUGACCCCCACCCCUGAGGUGCCGGUCUACUCUGCCUCGUCCACCCCCGUUGAGGCCUCCUCCACCGUCCCCUCGUACGGCGAGGAGACCCCCGAGGUCAGCAGCUCGGUCACCAAGCCCAGCGAGACCCCCUACGUCCCUGGAUACGGAGUUCCCUCCAGCGUCGAGACUCCUGCUCCUUCCAGCUACGUCCCGGAGGUCCCUGCUGAGUCCAGCUCCAAGCCCGGCUACGAGGUCCCCUCGUCUGUCGAGACCCCCGCGCCCUCCAGCUACGUCCCUGAGGUUCCCUCGCCCAGCAGUGAGUGCACCACUCAGACCACCGUAACUGUGACCAUUCCUUACCCUACUCCUUCAGCCUACGUCCCCGGAAAGCCCUCCGGUACUGGCUACGCCCCGGCCCCCCCGGCUGGCACUGCUCCCUCGGCUCCUUACCCCAGCGCCCCUGCUCCUUCGGCUCCUUACCCCAGCGCUCCCGCUGGUACUGGCUACGUCCCUGCCCCUCCCGCAGGCACUGCUCCCGCUGGUACUGGAUACCCCACCAAGCCUACUCCUACUGAGUACUUCACUGGUGCGGCUUCCCUCAACAACGCCGCUGGCUUCGUUGCCGGUGUUGGUGCUUUCGCUGCUCUCUUCUUGUAAAUGUCAUCUUCAACUGAGCCUGUCUUCCGGCAGGCUAUGACUUUGCAUGAUUAGCGCUCUGGUUCGAUAGAAAAGGGGUGGUGUGGAGAUGUAAUGGAUGUGCGGUAGAUUGUAGUAGACAAUGCAGAAAGAACUUGACCUAAAACCCUUCUCUCGUGCCGUGACAUGUGCUCUGUAGGUUUUUGCUUUUCUCAAUUGCUUCCACCCCUAUCAGGCUAUCAGUGAUCGAGCAUUGGGUGGGCAUGUGCUGUGAAUCUUGAGUCGUUCGCUUUGCAACUUCGCUGUUUGAUCGUGUUGCUGGGAUGGCCUUCGAAGGGUAUGCAUCUGGGUUUCAUACUUGAACUAGCAGCCUCCAUG
Messenger RNA from Paraphaeosphaeria sporulosa, 1432 nucleotides. RefSeq lists its product as uncharacterized. The record is from RefSeq and is a predicted model, not a curated record. The transcript has a single exon. NCBI's taxonomy places the organism in Eukaryota, Fungi, Ascomycota, Dothideomycetes, Pleosporales, Didymosphaeriaceae. The coding region runs from base 299 to 1075 and encodes 258 amino acids.